Messenger RNA from Rotaria sp. Silwood1, 303 nucleotides. Lineage: Eukaryota; Metazoa; Rotifera; Eurotatoria; Philodinida; Philodinidae. The record is from the annotation of a GenBank genome assembly.
AUGAUUGGAUGUAGGCAAAUAUCUGGUGAAAGUGCGAAAGUACCUACAGCAACAACCGAAGAGUGGAAACAUCGGCUUUUAACAAUUAUUGAUGAAUAUGAUGAAAAUGAUAUUUACAAUGCAGAUAAAACAGCACUGUUGUUUAAAGCUAUUCCUGAUCGAUCACUGGUUCUUCACAAGGAAGGCUGUAAGGGUGGCAAACGUUCCAAAGAACCCUUUACUGUGUUACUUUGCUAUAAUUGGAGUGGCUCUGAUAAUUUGAAACCAUUAGUUAUUGGCAAGUCAUUAUGGAUAACUCUCUAA